Messenger RNA from Endocarpon pusillum Z07020, 645 nucleotides. RefSeq lists its product as uncharacterized. Gene Ontology annotation, biological process: regulation of transcription by RNA polymerase II. Gene Ontology annotation, molecular function: transcription coregulator activity; RNA polymerase II cis-regulatory region sequence-specific DNA binding. NCBI's taxonomy places the organism in Eukaryota, Fungi, Ascomycota, Eurotiomycetes, Verrucariales, Verrucariaceae. The record is from RefSeq and is a predicted model, not a curated record. The coding region runs from base 1 to 645 and encodes 214 amino acids. Gene Ontology annotation, cellular component: mediator complex; core mediator complex. The transcript has 2 exons.
AUGAAGCUCAGCCAUUACCCACGUGGUGUGUCUUCGUUACAGUCACACUCUGGGCUGAUCUCUAGUAAUCUGCAGGCUGUUGCAAAGCAGUUGGCCGACAAUCAACAGCUUCUUUCAUCAUUGGUUGCUUAUCCCCUGCCUCAAUACCCCAGCGCCCAAGCGCACCUACUAGAGCAUCUUCUGCGCACGAAGCUUGAGCCCGAGGUCGAAGAAUGGGUGGAAAAAGGACAAGAAAUUGCACAGCACCAUUCGCAAGGAAGAUACAAAGGCCUAUCUGAGUCUGAUCGAGACGAACUCUGGCGAUGGGCUCCACUUGCGGCGAAUGAUGAAAUCCGCAAACAGAAUUGGGAGGGCGACUACACCAUGGCAGAGAAGGAAUCCGGCAUCGAACAUGUCGAAACUGGCUUGAAAAGAGAGCUUCAAGAACCACUGGAUGCCGACGAUCACGACCAUGGUGAGGACGGGGCAGAGUCAGACGAAGCAGACGACGAUGAAGAGGAUAUUGUCGAAAUACGUCGCAAACCGAACGCGCCAGGGCUGGAAUUCGAUCUCUCAACGGCAAAGCGCCCAACCACACAGAUGUCGAUCGAAAACAUCUUCCGAUUUAUGGUCACGGGAAGUACUGCUCCUGGCAGGCCACCAUGA